GCUAAAACUGGAAUUGUUCUAAACCUGUGCGAUUUUAUGCUUACUUGCUGCACUUGUUCUACACGGAUUAUGCAUUGUUUGCGUUUAUUAAAGAGGCAAGCGAACACACAACGCCGUUAUCUUACGCUGAUGUUAUUGUUCUGCUACUUUGGAGAAAAACUUUCUCUGGAACCAGCUCAACGCGCAUCCUUGGUCCCGUGUUUGAACAUGCGGUAUAGCGGAAUGGAUUAAACCUGUUUCCCUGGAUCUUCCGGCAGCAAGCGAAUCAGAUACUCUGUAUGAGGGGUUUCUGUUAGCUAAAAUUUAUAGGUCUAAGUGAUACCAACGCAAACAUGGAGGAGGAAGGGCACCCAGAGAACGGAGUUCAGACCAUCAAAGAUCCGGACCGCCAACUCCGCCUGAGACUUUGCGUUUUAAAUGAAAUUUUGAAUACCGAGCGGGAUUACGUGAGGACUCUCCUUUUCCUUCAGUCCGCCUUUCUGCACCGGAUACAGCAAACUGCAGAAGAUCAGCAUUGUCUUUCCCCAGAAAAUGUCAAGGUUCUGUUCUCCAACAUUGAGGUUAUCCUGGAGGUUCACAAAGAGGUCCUGGCAGCCCUGGAGUCCAGUCUGCAGCCAGAGCCACAGCCACACCAUGCUCUCGGACACAUCUUCCUCCAGUUUAAAGGAAGAUUCUCUGUGUAUGGAGAGUACUGCAGUAACCACGAAAAAGCGCUCAGGCUUCUAAUGGAGCUGAACAAGAAUCCAAAUGUCAGAACCUUCCUGCUGCACUGUAUGCUUCUGGGAGGGAAGAAGACAACAGACAUUCCACUGGAGGGUUACCUGCUGACACCCAUCCAGAGAAUAUGCAAAUAUCCUCUCCUGCUGAAGGAGCUGCUGAAGAGGACACCCAAGAAGCACACAGACUACCCUGCUGUGGAAGUGGCCCUGCAGGCAAUGAAGGCAGUCUGCUCCAACAUCAACGAGACCAAGAGGCAGAUGGAGAAGCUGGAGGCCCUGGAGCAGCUCCAGUCUCACAUCGAGGGGUGGGAGGGUACCAAUCUCACAGACAUCUGCACAGAGUUGCUCCUCCAUGGCAAUUUGUUGAAGAUCUCUGCAGGAAAUAUUCAGGAGAGAGUCUUCUUUCUAUUUGACAACCUCCUGGUGUACUGCAAGCGGAAAUCACGGGUUGCAGGGAAGAAAUCUGUGAAGAGGACCAAGUCCAUCAAUGGGCCCCUGUAUGUUUUCAGGGGCAGAAUCAACACAGAGGUGAUGGAGGUGGAAAACGUGGAAGAUGGAACAGCUGACUAUCACAGCAACAACUACACUGUGACCAACGGCUGGAAAAUCCACAACACGGCGAAGAACAAGUGGUUCGUGUGCAUGGCGAAGAGCUCGGAGGAGAAGCAGAGGUGGCUGGACGCCAUCCUGAAGGAGCGAGAGCAGAGAGAGAGUCUUAAACUGGGAAUGGAGCGGGAUGCUUACGUGAUGAUCUCUGAGAAGGGAGAGAAGCUGUAUCACAUGAUGAUGAGCAAGAGCCGACACCUCAUCAAGGACCGACGCAGGAAGCUGAGCAUCGUGCCCAAGUGCUUUCUGGGAAAUGAGUUUGUGUCCUGGCUGAUGGAGAGCGGAGAGAUCAGCAAACCUGAGGAAGGUGUGAACCUGGGCCAGGCCCUGCUGGAGAACGGUAUCAUCCAUCACGUGUCUGAUAAGCACCAGUUCAAGAAUGAGCAGGUGCUGUAUCGAUUCCGUUAUGAUGAUGGAACCUACAAAGCCAGGAGUGAGAUGGAGGACAUUAUGUCAAAGGGUGUGAGGCUAUACUGUCGGCUCCACUGCCUAUUCACUCCUAUAGUGAAGGAUAGAGACUACCAUUUGAAAACAUUCAAGUCUGUGGUUCCAGCAAACAAACUGGUCGAUUGGCUUAUAUCUCAGGGGGACUGCUCCACCCGAGAGGAUGCGGUGGCCCUGGGGGUGGGGCUUUGCAACAACGGCUUCAUGCACCACGUGCUGGAGAAAAGCGAGUUCAAAGACGAGUCGCAGUUCUUCCGCUUCUACGCCGACGAAGAAAUGGAGGGCACCAGCUCCAAGAGCAAACAGCUGCGCAACGACUUCAAACUAAUCGAGAACAUCGUGGCCAAGUCCCUGCUGAUCCACCCCCAGGAGGAGGACUAUGGCUUUGAGAUUGAGGAGAAGAACAAGGCCAUCAUAGUGAAAUCGGUUCGCCGCGGCUCCCAUGCAGAGAUGGCUGGGCUCCACGCGGGUAGGAAAAUCUACACCAUCAACGAGGACCUGGUGUUCCUCAGGCCCCUGUCUGAGGUGGAGACCGUGAUCAGCCAGGCCUUCUGCCUCCGACGCUCCCUGCACCUGCUGGUGGCCACCAAGGCUAAAGAGAUUGUGAAGAUCCCGGACUGUCCGGAUGCUCUGUCCUUUAAAAUCCGAGGCACGGCCCCUCCUUACGUCCACGCUGUGAGAAAAGGUUCAGAGGCGGCUUCAGCAGGUCUUCAGCCAGGACAGUGCAUCCUGAAAGUCAACGGCAACAGUGUCCACAACGACAGCGACCUGGCGGUCCUGGGCUACUUCUCAGCCCAUCGAACCAAUCAGGAGCAGCAGCAGCUGGGCCUGACUCAGUGGGUAUACAGGACGUUUGAGGAUGCGGAAGAGGAAAAGUCCUUGAGACCCAGCAUAUCAGAGACGGGAUCUGAUACCGAGGAAGAGGAUGUCAUAAACGGAACAGGGAAGGAUUUCAGCCAGUUAAGCAUCUCAGAUGAGGCUCCGCUGGUUAGCCUGACAGUGGACAACGUGCACCUUGAACAUGGUGUGUUCUAUGAGUACGUCAGCACCACCGGUAUCAAGUGUCACGUCCUGGAGAAGAUGGUCGAGCCCAAGGGCUGCUUCAGUCUCGCAGCUAAGAUUUUAGAGGCCUUUGUGAGUGAUGACAGCCAGUUUGUGAAGAGCUGCAGCCGCCUGAUCUCCCAGAGCGACCGGGUGGCCACCAUGCCACAGUACGAGUUCCGCAACAUCUGCGACACCAAGCUGGAGAGCGUGCGCAGACGCAUCGUCAGCUACCAGCAGUUUGCUCUGGAGCUGAGGAACAAGGCCUGGCCAACGUUUAAACAAGCCACCAACAGGCCUCACCCCCUGGGCUGCAUGGACUUCGUCCCCACCAACUGCCACAUUAACCUGGUGCAGGUGUCCUACCCCCGGAGCAGCACGUCCGCCGGCCGAACCUUCAGCAUCCGCUUCAGCCGCAAGAACUCCUUCUUUGGGCUGGACCCGGACCAAGCGAACCUGAACCCCAUGUCGCACACGCAGCACUGCAUCACCAGCAUGGCGGCGCCGUGCUGGAGCUGCCACACCCAGGAGGAGUGGGAAGACUGCCCCCCGCACGCCAACGGGAGCGUCCUGGACUCCAGCGCCGAGGGGACGUCCCUCCAGGAGGGGUGCGGUCUGAGCCUCCUCCUAAAACAGGAGGACGUGGAGACCCAAGACGCAUAUCUCCGCCUCUUCAACCGCAUGGACGUCGCCUUGAAGGAGAUGAAGCUGUACGUGGCCCAGAUAGACGUGCUCUUAUCCUCUAUAACAGAGCCCACCCAGCCUGAUGUUUGUGACCCGCCCACCUCAGAGGAGACUCCUCCCACUUCCCUGGUGUCAGAGGAGGGGGACCUGGGCAAGGCGGAGCAGUGUGGGAUCAAGAAGGUCUGCUUCAAAGUGUCCGAGGAAGACCAGGAGGACUCGGGGCACGACACCAUGAGCUACAGAGACUCUUACAGUGAGUGCAACAGCAAUCGGGACUCUGUGCUGUCCUACACCAGCGUACGCAGUAACAGCUCCUACCUGGGCAGUGACGAGAUGGGGUCAGGUGACGAGUUGCCUUGUGACAUGAGAAUCCCCUCGGACAAGCAGGACAAACUGCACGGGUGCCUGGAGCACCUCUUUAACCAGGUUGACUCUAUAAACAGUCUGCUGAAGGGCCCAGUCAUGGCCAAGGCAUCUGAGGAAACCAAGCACUUUCCAAUGGAGCACAGUCAUCCAGAACUCGGCCACACUGACGACUGGACGAUGCACUGCCGGUGCCUCAUACACAAGAACAUCCAGGAGGAUCCCUGGAACCUGCCCACCUCCAUCAAAACCCUGGUGGAGAGCCUGCAGAGGUUUGUGGAAGAUGGCAAGAAUCAGCUGCUUCUGGCUUUGCUGAAAUGUACAGACACAGACUUGCAGCUGCGGAGGGAUGUGAUCUUCUGUCAGAGCGUGGUGGGGGCCGUAUGCACCCUGACCGAGCAGCUGCAGGCUGCCCUCAGUUUCCGCUACAACAACAACGGCGAGUACGAGGAGGACAGCGGGGAGGUCAGCAGGAAGUGGCUGGAGCAGAUCGCCGCCAUCGGGGUGCUCUUCAACUUCCAGUCCAUGCUGUCUCCCUAUGUGCAGGAGGAACGAAUAAUGCUAGAGGACACCAAGGGAGCGUUGCAAGACUUGGACAAAGUCACUGUUUUCUUCCGGCAGCUGGAGGAUGAGUGCCUGGUCACAAACACGUCGGUGUACUACCACGUGGACGGCAGCCGGCAGGCGCUGAGGAUCACCCUGUACCUGGACGGAUGCCACUUCUGCAAGCUGCCCAGCCGCCUGCAGAACGGGGGCAGCCUCCGGCUCCACACCGUGCUCUUCUCCAGAGCGCUGGAGAGGCCAGAGGGAGUCUCUCUGCAGGACUGUGUGUCUGUGGAGGAGUUUCAGCAGCGCACCAACGCCGUCUCUCUGGAGAAGGUCAAGUCCUACUACCGCAAACUCAGGGCAUUUUACCUGGAGAAAUCCAAUUUACCGACAGAUUCCAACUCCACGGCUGUUAAGAUAGACCAGCUCCUGCGACCUCUGAACGCCCUGGACGACCUCUGUCGGCUGAUGCAGUCCUACAUCAACGUCAAGCCCAGCGGCAGCACUCAUCCAUCGGGGGUCAGCAUCCUGCCGGUGUCCUCAGAGCUCUGCAACCGGCUGGGCGCCUGCCACAUCACCAUGUGCACCACGGGCAUGCAGAGGUGCACUCUGAGCGUGUCCCUGGAGCAGGCCAUCAUCCUGGCCAGGAACCACGGCCUGCUGCCCAGAUGCAUCAUGCAGGCCACUGAUAUCAUGCGCAAACAGGGAGCGCGGGUUGAAAUCUCUGCUAAAAACUUGAAAGUAAUGGACCAGAUGCCUCUCUCUGCACCAAGGCUUUUCAAGUUAUGUUUACCACCCUCAGAUGGAGAUCUGUAAGGAACAU
This is a messenger RNA of Megalops cyprinoides (Indo-Pacific tarpon), 5226 nucleotides long. Its product is annotated as phosphatidylinositol 3,4,5-trisphosphate-dependent Rac exchanger 1 protein-like. Lineage: Eukaryota; Metazoa; Chordata; Actinopteri; Elopiformes; Megalopidae. Gene Ontology annotation, biological process: intracellular signal transduction. The record is from RefSeq and is a predicted model, not a curated record. Gene Ontology annotation, molecular function: guanyl-nucleotide exchange factor activity; protein binding. The transcript is spliced from 40 exons. Bases 333 to 5219 code for a protein of 1628 amino acids.